UGGCGCCACGAGGUGAUGGAGUACGCCUGUGGUUUCCGGCCGGGACACUUGCUAUAUGGACAGUGGGAAGAUGUCACAGAGACCAAGGAGGGACGACCCAGUGUCAAACAACGGCCAUUCUCUGUGACGAUAUGCACUGUGAACAACGCCUUACAUGAUUAUGAAAGCGCGGGGCUAUAUAAGGUCAAUCCGACACGUCCCCCAACACUACGAAGAUCUUCGACAGACAGAAACAAGAUGGACACCUUUUCGUUCGUAUUUGUGGUUGUGAUGACCUUGGUGACCCUUUGUGGAGGUCUACAAGACAUUUCACGGUACAGAGGAUAUAUUCAGACUGCUCAUAACGUGCUCCGAGCACGUGAACAGGCUGCGGACAUGCGCUAUAUGAACUACGACAUGGGUUUGGAGAGGCGAGCUGCGUCCUGGGCGAAUCGAUGUGUGUUUCGUCAUCAGAUGGGAGGCUUCGGGGAGAAUCUUGCGUUCAUUUCCAGCACUGGUCAAGCCGUGGAUGAUAUCUAUAGCAUCAAUAACGCCAUCAUGAACUGGUAUGGUGAGAGGAGGCUGUGGCGAGGAGGGACCGGUCACUGUGGCGCCGCCUGUCAUUACACACAGAUGGUGUGGUCACGUACUUCACGACUAGGAUGUGCCUUAAACCUCUGCGCUGUCUUACCUGAUGGAAAUGGUCGUGUGUAUCGGAAUGCGAAAUAUUUCGUCUGUUUCUAUUCCCCUAUGGGUAACUGGGUAGGUGAGCCUGCGUUCUUAAGAGGUCCACCCUGUUCGAGGUGUCCCGCCAGUAACUCCUGUUUAAAUGGAUUAUGUGCCGGUCCAGACAGCAACAUAAGAGGACGAAGGAGUGCUGAUGACUGUGUUUCUAAUAAUGGUACCGACACCUGUCACUGAACUCCGGAAUGAAGACUACAAGAUACUGCGUUUGACACAAAACUUGUGCAUGCAAGAUUCCAUCAGUUGGACGAAGAAUUCCUGAGUAAUGCGAAACAGAACCAUCUCACUGCCAAUCGGAUUGUUAACUUGCCUACCUAUAUUACAAUCAUUCCUUGUAUAACAUUAUCAUCAUUACUAUCAAAUUGUCAUAUUGUGUUCAUAUUCAUUUUUAAAUAAUUGGAAAAUCAAAGAAUCCUGUCAAUUUUCCUGUAUCUUUCUCGUAUCAUAAAUAAACAUUUUUAUCGACUUUA
This is a messenger RNA of Pecten maximus, 1193 nucleotides long. Its product is annotated as peptidase inhibitor R3HDML-like. Bases 16 to 900 code for a protein of 294 amino acids. Lineage: Eukaryota; Metazoa; Mollusca; Bivalvia; Pectinida; Pectinidae. The transcript is spliced from 7 exons. The record is from RefSeq and is a predicted model, not a curated record.